Molecule: messenger RNA, 951 nt
Organism: Humulus lupulus (European hop)
Lineage: Eukaryota; Viridiplantae; Streptophyta; Magnoliopsida; Rosales; Cannabaceae
Exons: 3
Coding region: 1-951 (316 amino acids)
Source: RefSeq, a predicted model, not a curated record
AUGAAGACCCGAAGUCGUGGUUCAUCCUCCAAAUUUGUGAAGUCUCAAAAGGAGACAGUUCCUGAGUCAGUUCCCUCUGCCACUCCGACUACUCCAGCAUCUAUCCAUGCUGUCUCACCUCCUACAGGCCGUCGAUCUAAGACCACAGCAAGAAAGAAGGUUCUUGCCCUUCCUGGUCCUGAAGGAGCUACUUUGAUUGGGGCUACGAGUAAAGGAGUUACCUUUUCCAACCUUGAUGCUCAGCAAAACCUAGCCUCGGCGGUUCCACUCGCCUCAUCCGAAGGUCAAGUAAAAUCCAAUCCUGCCUUGAAUACAAGUCAUUCCCAAUUAGUCUCCACUGAAGCUGUGUCUGAUCCAUCUGAACAUGACUCUGAAUCUUCGUUAUCCCCUAAUGUGUUGACACCCAAGGCAAAGGGCAAUCCCAAAUCCAAAGCCGCUGGAACAAAGAGGACUAAAAAGGCCAAAGCAAAAAUCAACCCACCUCCUUGCACCUCAUCGGAGGAUGUUUCUCCUGAAACGGAAGACUCACUGCCCGAGUUGGACCCUUCCUUAACCGAGCCAAUUCCUGAAGUUCCUCUUGAAGAUUUGGAGGAGGAGACUGAAUCUAAAGAAGAUCCAUUAGAAACCACUCCUGUUGCAUCUGACCCAAAGGGCACAACACCAUUGGCAUUUCCUGAAUUGUCUACCAACCUCACUAAACAAAAAGGUGCCCCUGUCCAUACUUCAGAUGACCAUGCUCCGUCCACAGCUCGAAAGGUCAAAGGCAUUAAUCUAGCUGGUUCUGGGUCUGGCAAUGUCGCGUCUGACACUCCUGCUGUCCUGACUGCUCUUGCUUCUAUCCAAAUAGGAAUUGCAAGUCUCUCCGAGCGGUUCACUCACAUGGAGGAUACUCAGCGCCAAAUUUUUGCUUCGUUGGCCAUUAUCAAUGCAUCCACCACUCCUGCUCCAUGA